Messenger RNA from Indicator indicator, 678 nucleotides. RefSeq names its product BRICHOS domain containing 5 (gene BRICD5). Gene Ontology annotation, biological process: regulation of cell population proliferation. Bases 1 to 678 code for a protein of 225 amino acids. The transcript is spliced from 6 exons. NCBI's taxonomy places the organism in Eukaryota, Metazoa, Chordata, Aves, Piciformes, Indicatoridae. The record is from RefSeq and is a predicted model, not a curated record.
AUGGAAGGUGAGAGCAGCACCAGCAAUGCCUCUGCAGACAGGAGGGCUGCAGCUCACCUCACAGCUCCCUCCAGGACCUUCUGGAUCAUCUUAUCCAUUGCCUUGUUUUUUGCAGUUGUUAGCAUCAGCGUCCUAGGAGUUCUCAGCUCCUCCCCCAGCUCUGCCCAGGCUGGCUCUCAGCUCAUCCAGUUAACAGUCCAGGGCCAGAAGGACCCUUUGAGGAACCAGACAGCCUUGGUGGACAAGGCCAGGAGCAUUGUGACCUACUACAUAACCUCCCAGAGUAACCACAGCACUGUGGUGCUAUAUGACAGCAGGAACGGGUAUGUGUGCUACAAGCCCAUGGAGCAGCACGCAUGCUACCUAAGGAGAAUGGACUCCUGGGACCUCCAGACCCUGCAGACAUCAUUCAACAUGUCUGAGCAGAGAGCUCAUCAGCUGCUGCCACAGAAUAACCAGACCAAGUACUACCAGGAGUUCCUGGGCAUUCUGGCAGGGGAAGAGGUGGACCCCAAACAAUUGGGGGAGGCUGUCCAGACCUUGUGUGAGCAGACAUCCAUCUUCUGGGUCAGGAAAGGGGAGGGUCCAGGGAAGCAGCGCCUGAUCUACCUGUGCAUUGACAUCUGUUUUCCAAGCAACAUUUGUGUCUCUAUCUGCUUCUAUUACCUCCCCGAGUAA